AUGUAUGACCCCUGGACCCUGGGCACAACGUUGUCGGGUUUAACCAUUAUUAGGUGUUUUCUGAAAAACUCUUUUCUUGUGUUUUCCUUUGAAUUUGAAAAGCGUGUGGAUAAAACCCGGGAUAAAACAUGUGAUUGGACAGACAAGGACAAAGAAAUUCUUUUGCUGGCUCUAGAAACCUAUGGAGAAUCCAUACCAGAGUUGCAAGAAGAGCUACCACAUAAAACCGCUAGUGAUAUACAAGCUGUCAUAAGCUUUUACAAAUCGGCAAGUGAAGCUGAGAGAAACAAGGAACUGAUUUCCAACUGGCUCGAAAUUCUAACAUAUUUGGAGGGUAAAAAUGCUGGUAUGCAAUUGGUGUCACGAGCACUAAAGUAUAUUGCAAUGUUCGAGAAAAAUAGUGGCAGUGAUGUGGAUGUGAACGAAGCGAUGAUGUUCCUUUCAAGAGUUUCCGAUAACCAAGGUGCUGCAGAACUAUCAGAUGCCACAGGAACUUUUUUGCUCCAAGUCUUAAAAGCGCUGGCAAGAAGACUCAAAUCACAAGAUAACACUGAGGCUGAAGAGUACUUUAAGAACUUACGCGAUAUUGAUAAAUCAAAAAUAAAUGAUGUGUUUAUGAAUCCUUUGGGAGUGCCAAAGAAAAUGCUGAGGUUAACAGCUGCGGAUAAAAAAAAAGAAGUUCAACCGAGACGAAUGGGAUCGGUACAGAACGGCUUCUAUGAACUUAUAAAUCCAUUAGGAAGACAAGACGGGAAUCCUACAGUAGUUUCUGUGAAGGUGUGUGCUGAUCAGACCAGACCUGCCUGCCAGAGCCAGAUACACAGGAGUCUACCUCCAGAGAGCGACGAAUGGGAUUGGAAUCCAACCGACCUACGUGAAGCAGAACAAAGCUGGUUUACAGAUGGAUCGAAAAUGCCAAGUGGCGUGGCAACUAGAAUAUAUGGAGAGGAGCACCGGACAAGCUUCAUAGCUAGUCUAGGCAAAAAUGCAACAAUAUUUCAAGCAGACGAUCACGCAAUUGAUCUUUGUGUUCGGAGUGUGGAAAAGAAACACCUCAGAGCAUCGCAACAACCAGAUAUCAAGUAUUUAGAGAAAUCCAACGCAGACCAACAACAGGCUUGA
This is a messenger RNA of Ceutorhynchus assimilis (cabbage seed weevil), 1122 nucleotides long. NCBI's taxonomy places the organism in Eukaryota, Metazoa, Arthropoda, Insecta, Coleoptera, Curculionidae. The record is from the annotation of a GenBank genome assembly.